Vespula vulgaris is the source of this 1059-nucleotide messenger RNA. RefSeq lists its product as uncharacterized. The transcript is spliced from 2 exons. NCBI's taxonomy places the organism in Eukaryota, Metazoa, Arthropoda, Insecta, Hymenoptera, Vespidae. The record is from RefSeq and is a predicted model, not a curated record. Bases 60 to 623 code for a protein of 187 amino acids.
UUACCUGUAAACGUAUAUUAUUAAUUCGUAUUACGUACUUUAUCGAAAUAGGAUCAAACAUGAAGGCGUUCGUCGUUCUACUUGCCCUUGCGGCGGUAGCUAUAGCCAGCCCUGUAGGCUUGGAAAACGUUCAACAAGAGAACCUCGCUGAAAACGAAGCUGAUUUGUCGAAGAUAAAGGUAUCAGGCGGAAUAAAGUGUCGUGGAAAGCGAUGCAAGGGUCACAUCGGUAUCGGCGGAAGCUGGUACGUAGCCGAUGACGGAACCCUCGUAUCAGAAUCAGCCGAUGAUGAAGUCGACGACGGUAUCCAAAAGUCAUACAACGUGGAGGAGGAAGAGGAAGAAAGCGCCGACGAUGAAAACAAUUCUGUAGAAAUAGUUUUCCAUUCCAAUUGCAACAGCGACGAAGUUGACAAUUCGAAAUGUAACAAAGCUGCUACCCUUGGAAUCCAUUGGUUGAGAUUACCAAGCGGAGAAGUCGUUCCACAUAUCACGGAAAACGAAAAUACAGCGGUCGAACAAGUCGACCCAACGACUGCGAAGUGGAAGUGGAAUGGUAAAGUCAGUGUCAGAUGUCGUAAACGCAAAUGCCGCGUCGACGUCAGCGGCGGAGUUCACAACUAGACGCAAAGAUCUUCGUAACGAGGACGUAGAAAUCAACACGAUUCUUCAGAUCCUCCAAGAGAAAGAUCUAUCGCUCGAUAUGAUUUCCAGAAAACGAUUGAAACUUCCCUUUGAGAAAAAAAGAUUAACGCAACCUUAGUUCGUUGUAAAAAAAAGAAAAAAAAAUAAAUAAAUAAAGAAGAGAGAGAGAGAGAGAGAAAGAAAGAAAAGAAAGAAAAUCGGUAAGAUCGACGGCAACUUGGUACAACUACUGAUACAAUUAAAUCUAUCAAUUAGAAACGAUAUUAUGUUUAAAAAAAGCGACCAUCUUUCCUCAUCGUAUAUCACUCGAAUUACUUUCUAUUCGUACUAAUCUUCUGAUUACUCUUUAAUCAAUCGCUAAUUGCUCUUGUAUCUACGAUGAUCGAAUAAAUAAAAGAAUCGAGAUAUAUACAUA